Molecule: messenger RNA, 2862 nt
Organism: Colletotrichum spaethianum
Lineage: Eukaryota; Fungi; Ascomycota; Sordariomycetes; Glomerellales; Glomerellaceae
Product: glucosidase 2 subunit alpha
Exons: 1
Coding region: 1-2862 (953 amino acids)
Biological process (GO): N-glycan processing; carbohydrate metabolic process
Cellular component (GO): glucosidase II complex
Molecular function (GO): carbohydrate binding; alpha-glucosidase activity
Source: RefSeq, a predicted model, not a curated record
AUGGUUAAGGAAAAUGACUUCAAGAAGUGCCACCAGUCCGGCUUCUGCAAGCGCAACCGCGAGUACGCCGACAACGCCGUCUCCCAGGCCUCCACCUGGGCUGCCCCCUACAAUAUUCUCCCCGAAUCUACCUCCUUCAAAGACGGUCAGCUUCAAGCUGUUAUCCUCAAGACCAUCAACGAUGCCCAGGAAACCGUCCGCCUUCCCAUCACCGUCUCCUUCCUUGAGUCUGGCACCGCUCGCGUAAGCGUCGACGAAGAGAAGCGCCAGAAGGGCGAAAUCCAGUUGCGUAACGACAGCCCCGCCCGCAAGGAGCGUUACAACGAGGCCGAAAAGCACACCAUCGUCGGUGGCCUCAACCUAGAUAAGGACGCCAAGGUUGCCUACCAGGACAAGGACCAGAUCACUGUCCAGUACGGUCCCUCCUCCAAGUUCGAGGCUGUCAUCAAGUUCUCUCCCUUCAGCGUCGAUUUCAAGCGCGGUGGCUCUUCACACAUCAAGAUCAACGACCGCGGCUUGCUCAACAUGGAGCACUGGCGCCCCAAGGUCGAGAAGCCCGCCGAGGAGAAGAAGGAGGGCGAGGAGGAGAACACGGAGAAGUCCGACACCGCCGAGUCCACUGACGUCAAGAAGGAGGACGAGAGCACCUGGUGGGACGAGACUUUUGGUGGUAACACCGACUCCAAGCCCCGUGGCCCUGAGAGCGUCGCCCUCGACAUCUCCUUUGUCGGAUACGAGCACGUCUUCGGUAUUCCGGAGCACGCUGGCCCGCUGUCUCUGAAGGAGACCCGUGGCGGCGACGGCAAGUACACCGAACCUUACAGGCUCUACAACUCCGACGUCUUUGAGUACGUCCUUGACAGCCCGAUGACUCUUUACGGAGCCAUUCCCUUCAUGCAGGCGCACCGCAAGGACUCCACUGUCGGUGUCUUCUGGCUCAACGGCGCUGAGACAUGGAUCGAUAUCACCAAGGAGAAGAGCUCGUCCAACCCCUUGGCCCUUGGCGUUGGCUCCAGGACCAACACACAGACCCACUGGAUCUCCGAGUCUGGCAUUCUCGAUGUCUUCAUCUUCCUAGGCCCUUCCCCCAAGGACAUCUCCAAGAACUAUGGGGAGCUUACCGGUACCACUGCCAUGCCCCAGGAGUUCUCGCUCGGCUACCACCAGUGCCGCUGGAACUAUAUCUCUGAUGAUGAUGUCAAGGACGUUGAUCGCAAGUUUGAUAAGUUCAAGAUUCCUUACGACGUCAUUUGGCUCGAUAUUGAAUACACCGACGGCAAGAAGUACUUCACCUGGGAUGGCGACAUGUUCAAGGACCCUAUCGGCAUGGGCAAGGCCCUCGAUGAGCACGGGAGAAACCUCGUGGUCAUCAUCGAUCCCCACAUUAAGAACGAGGGGAAGUACGACAUUACGGAGCAGAUGAACUCCAAGGGCCUCGCUGUCCUGAACAAGGAGGGCAAGCCUUUCGAGGGUUGGUGCUGGCCUGGUUCGUCGCACUGGGUCGACUGCUUCAACCCUAAGGCAGUUGAGUGGUGGAGUGGUCUCUUCAACUACGACACUUUCAAGGGCACUAUGGAGAACACGUUUAUCUGGAACGACAUGAACGAGCCCUCCGUCUUCAACGGUCCCGAGGUUACGAUGCCCAAGGACAACAUUCACCAUGGAGGCUGGGAGCACCGUGAUGUACACAACAUCAACGGUAUGACCUUCCACAACGCCACCUUUGAGGCUCUCCUUACUCGUAAGAAGGGCGAGCUCCGCAGGCCUUUCGUCCUUACCCGCUCCUUCUACGCCGGCUCCCAGCGACUCGGCGCUAUGUGGACCGGAGAUAACCAGGCGUCGUGGGAGCACCUGGGCGCUGCCGUUCCCAUGGUCCUGAACCAGGGUAUCUCAGGCUUCCCCUUUGCUGGCGCCGACGUUGGCGGCUUCUUCGGUAACCCCGAACCAGAGCUUAUGGCCCGUUGGUACCAGGGUGGUGCCUUUUACCCCUUCUUCCGUGGCCACGCCCACAUUGAUGCCCGCCGCCGGGAGCCCUACAUGCUUGCAGAGCCGUUCAGGAGCAUCCUCACGGCUGCUAUCCGUCUCCGAUACAGCCUGAUGCCUUCGUGGUACACGGCCUUCUUCCACGCCCACAGAGACGGCAGCCCGAUCGUGCGCCCGAUGUUCUGGACCCACCCCAAUGAGGAAUCUGGGUUCGCCAUCGACGAUCAGCUGUUUGUUGGUUCGACCGGUCUGCUUCACAAGCCCGUUGUCGAGAAGGACAAGGAGUCUAUCGACAUUUUCAUCCCCGACGACGAGGUCUACUACGACUACUUUACCUACGAGAAGCUCCUUACCAAGAAGGGCCAGUACCUUACCAAGGACGUGGCUCUCGACCAGGUCGCGCUGCUCAUGCGUGGUGGUCACAUCUUCCCUCGCCGUGAUCGUCCUCGCCGUUCCACCAAGCUCAUGCGCUUUGACGACUACACGCUGGUCGUCAGUGUCAGCAAGGAUGGCAAGGCCGAGGGCGAGCUGUACGUCGACGACGGAGACUCUUUCGACCACGAGAAGGGCCAGUACAUCUACCGCAAGUUCAACCUUGCCGGCAGCACCCUCACGUCCUCCGACGCCGAGGGCCGCGACACCAAGUCGGUCAAGGCUGGUUCCUGGCUCAAGGCCAUGAAGGAGGUUUACGUCGACAAGAUCAUCAUUGUUGGCGCGCCGGCCGCUCUCAACAAGAAGGAGGUCACCGUCGAGUCGGCGGGCAAUACCUGGACUGUCCCCGUGCAGUACCACGCAGCCGAGAAGGGCAACGCCGCGUACGCUGUUGUGGGCAGAGUCGGUGCCCGCGUCGGAGACGACUGGAGCAUCAAGUUGGCUUAG